AUGGACAUGGAUACCAAUGAUUAUGAUGAUGACGAUGACGUAUCACUCGUACAUCGAUAUCACCUUUGUGAUGCUACCAAUAAGGAUGUGUAUCAAGAGUAUUUACAUUUCUAUUGGAUAGAGAACAAGGAAAUCAUCAUCUACAAGAACAUAAGAAUGAGCAAGAUGGAAUAG
Molecule: messenger RNA, 174 nt
Organism: Perkinsus marinus ATCC 50983
Lineage: Eukaryota; Perkinsozoa; Perkinsida; Perkinsidae
Exons: 2
Coding region: 1-174 (57 amino acids)
Source: RefSeq, a predicted model, not a curated record